Micromonas pusilla CCMP1545 is the source of this 981-nucleotide messenger RNA. RefSeq lists its product as uncharacterized. Gene Ontology annotation, biological process: positive regulation of transcription by RNA polymerase II. Bases 1 to 981 code for a protein of 326 amino acids. The transcript is spliced from 2 exons. The record is from RefSeq and is a predicted model, not a curated record. Gene Ontology annotation, molecular function: DNA-binding transcription factor activity, RNA polymerase II-specific. Lineage: Eukaryota; Viridiplantae; Chlorophyta; Mamiellophyceae; Mamiellales; Mamiellaceae.
AUGACGCGCGUCGCCUCCCCCCUACCCGCCGCGACGUUCGACUUCGACGCGCUCGACGACGCGUGCUUGGACCUGGACGGCAUCGAGGCGUGGCUCGACGACGUGCACGGCGACGUCGUCGCCUCGGGCAUCCUUCUCGAGGCUUCGAACGCGACGACGCCGCUCGACGCCUUCGCCGUCGACGCGCGCGACGACGACGACGCCGCGGGACGACGCGGCCGCGACAAGAAACGCGCGAGGCGAGAUGCACUUUCCGCGGCGGCGACGUCGUCCUCCCCGCCGGCGACGCCGCCGCACGACCCGUGGCGCGCGGCUUCGACGCGGCCCCCCGCGGCCCAGAUCGCGACCGCGCCCUCGCGCGGCGGCGGCGACGGCUCCGACUCCGCCGCGUCGGACGAAGACCUCGUCUUCUCCGCGGGACCCGCCGCCGGAACGACGACGACGACGACGACGACGACGGACGACGACGACGAAGAGCGCGAGAGGGCGCGCGAGCGGCUCGUCCGCAACCGCGCGUCCGCGGCGGCGUCGCGCAUGAGAAAACGCGCGGAGAUGGACUGCCUGAGAGCGCGGUGCCGCGAGCUCGAGCGCAUCAACGCGCAUCUGACGUACGCGGUGCAGUGCGCGCAGGCGGAGUGCGCGGGGCUCAGACGAGGGAUGGCGGCGACGACGGACGGGGACGCCGCGGUGACGGGGACGACGGGGACGACGGGGACGCCGCCCGGGCCCGCGGGGAUGUUUUUCCCGCCGCCGCCGGGGAUGUUCGGGAUCCCUCUCGUGCCGCUGCCGCCGCUCCCGGGAAAGAAAAGGGCGUCGCGCCCGGUUGCGACGCCGCCGACGCCGGCGACGGAGGACGACGCGGAUAUCGAACGACGAAGGACCUCGUCGUCGACCGCGACCGCCGCGACGACGACGACGAACUCUCUCUUCGCGCUGUCCGCAUCCGCACGCGCGUUCGUAGCCCUAUCGCCUCGUUUGUAA